Molecule: messenger RNA, 768 nt
Organism: Nerophis lumbriciformis (worm pipefish)
Lineage: Eukaryota; Metazoa; Chordata; Actinopteri; Syngnathiformes; Syngnathidae
Source: RefSeq, a predicted model, not a curated record
AUGGCCGCUGUUCAUCGCCUGGUUAUCGUCCGCCACGGGGAGAGCGCCUGGAACCAAGAAAACCGCUUCUGCGGCUGGUUCGAUGCAGACCUCAGCGAGAAGGGAGUGGAGGAGGCUACUAGAGGAGCCAAGGCCAUCAAAGAUGCAGGCAUGAAGUUUGAUAUCUGCUACACCUCUGUGCUAAAACGUGCCGUCAAGACCUUGUGGACCAUCAUGGAAGGCACAGACCAGAUGUGGCUGCCGGUGAUCCGUACAUGGCGUCUCAAUGAGCGCCACUAUGGAGGCCUCACUGGUCUUAACAAGGCAGAGACGGCCGCCAAGCACGGUGAGGAGCAAGUGAAGAUCUGGCGCCGUUCCUUUGACAUCCCACCUCCACCCAUGGACAAGGACCACCCUUACCACUCCAUCAUCAGUGAGUCCAGGCGAUACAAGAACCUGAAGCCCGGUGAGCUGCCUACAUGCGAGUCACUGAAGGACACCAUUGCUCGUGCCCUGCCUUUCUGGAACGAGGUCAUCGCACCUGAAAUCAAAGCCGGAAAAAAUGUUAUCAUUGCAGCCCAUGGCAACAGCUUGCGUGGAAUUGUCAAGCAUCUUGAAGGCAUGUCUGAUGCUGCCAUCAUGGAGCUCAACCUGCCAACGGGAAUUCCUAUCGUGUAUGAACUGGACGCAAACUUGAAACCUGUGAAGCCUAUGGCCUUCCUGGGUGAUGAGGAGACUGUGAGGAAGGCCAUGGAAGCUGUGGCUGCCCAAGGCAAAGUGAAGAAGUGA